Messenger RNA from Coregonus sp. 'balchen', 13597 nucleotides. The record is from the annotation of a GenBank genome assembly. Lineage: Eukaryota; Metazoa; Chordata; Actinopteri; Salmoniformes; Salmonidae.
AUGUCGGUGCCUUUGCUGAAGAUCGGCGUUGUGCUGAGCACCAUGGCGAUGAUCACCAACUGGAUGUCGCAGACACUGCCCUCGCUAGUGGGGCUCAACACCACCAAGCUCACCGCGGAGAGGGCAGGCUACCCGGACAGGAGCACCGGAGUAAGUGGCACCGCAACUUUACGCUUCCCGUGGGUUCAUUUUGGCUGCAUUAAAAAUAAUGGGUUUCUCUACCAUUAUUUACCUGGCUGGAAGAUGUUCUGUUAUUCGCUCGCAUGUUUGGUUCAUGAAUUAUUAAAAGUAUAAUAGGGUUAUUAGGCUAUUGUCUCCUCCAAAAUGUCUUGUUUUUUGCUUGACAGGGUCACUAGUAUUUAUGUUGUGCUGCCUAUGUUUUCAGCGCCUUGUUGCUUGUCAGAUCUUAGAGAAAAUAGAAUUUGAGAGGCAUGAUUAAUAUCGCCUCUCUCAGCUUGAUAUCUCGCUGGAUAGAUAUAGAGACGGAGAGCGAGAUAGUCCGGUUGUAGGUUACAGUAUUUUCGAGGAGUGGCGUGGGAGCGCGCUGCAUUGUGAGAGGUGGAGGAGAACAAGGGAGCGCGGUGGAGACUGAGCGCGACAAUGGGUUUGUUUGGAUGCUGUCAUUGAUAAAACGCUGCAAGGUAAAAAUGAAGUGAAAACGAAAUUUCGCAUCCAGACCUUUCCAGUGAAGUCAGCUGGGUUCCUGUUUGUCCCCGGCAGCAAGGCACCCUCAGUUCAGUGGGGUCUCUGAUUAUCAAAUGAAAGGCGCACCAGAGUAAAAAUGGGUCAUUUUAUUACGCGGGGCAUAUUGCUUCUUGUCUUUAUCUCUUUGUCAAGCGCAAUCUGACCUUUUGGUUAAUCAAAGGAAAUUAUUAUAAUUAUUAUAAAAUAUAAAUAGUCUAAUACUUUGUGAGAUAUUUUACGCAUUAAGGUUGACUAAGAAACCAUUCAUGGGUUACAUUUUUGGCAAAAAGCUAUUUGAUUACAACAUAUACAAUUUCAAUAGUGUCCUUUUUUUUAAACAAUACAAUCUGCUUCAAUGUAAAGGCUGCACUGUAAUUAAUAAAUAUCCCUGUGCCUACCUAGUCAUUUUAGCUUAUUAUGUGAUGAUCAGAUGGACAGAAUGUUGCGUUAUUACAUAGUACUAAAGAUCAGUAGGGUGGAGUGCUUUGCUCUCUCUGAUCUGUACUCCCAUGGGAUUAUUGAUAAAAGCUUCCUCCAAAUGAACCUGUCUUUCGUGGUGAUCCAGUCCUAAUGAUGGGAGAAGCUAGUGGAGUAGUAGAGUACUACAGUACAUACCUAGUAAUCCACCACUAUAUUCAGUCAAUGGCCCUGUGAAGUGAAUAUGAAAAGGUUGCCAGUUGGUUUUAAACAUUCAAAUAGUUGUAUUUUCAAUUAAUUUACCAUAUUUUAAGUACAUUAUUGGUGACAUUUUUGGUUAACUUAUAGGAUAGGAUGUACAGUGAUGACUGAAACAGGAUCCAAGCACUAUAUCCAUUCACUCUCAGUAGUAUGCCAGACAUAUCAUAAUGCACUUAGAUUAAUGUUCACCAUUGGAAUUGGUUGGUCAUGAUGUAGGCUACAGUAGAACGAUAGAUUGUGGAAUGAGUGUGUGGAUUCAGGAUCAGGAUGCUGUUGGCUUUUAUGUACAGUGGUAAUGGAAGUGCUAAUAUUUCAGAUUAAUCAGGCAGAUAUUCUAUGUCUUAAGAGACUGAAUAGGAGGGAAGUGCCUUCAGACUUCAGACGACCAAGGCCGAUAUGUAUUGGCUAUUUCCUGUGUUCGUGCCACCAGACCUAUACCAUUAGACCUGAGGAUACAUAUGCAGCAGGACUCUUUGACUGACAGGCUGUGUGAUUACUGGGCCUCAACUUGUUAAUCACUCAGGGACAAGGACAGUGACAUGUCAAUCAACACUGCUGUCAGAUGCCUAUCAGAUUGUGGUUCAUUAGCUGUGAGACCAUCAUCAGCACCACAUUCAGCAUUCAAUGACGACCUCUUGAGUGUUGUAGGAUUCUGUAUACCAAGUCUUGGCCCAGUCUCAGUGUGGACUGUGUUGAUUGUUUAGUCUUGACAAUCUCAUACCUCCUAUUCGUGUUGUUUUAUAAUUGGACACCAAUAACUUUGAUAAUGUACAUAGAUGAGUAUUUGGACAAGUCUCGACCAGUUCGAUAGGCUGCCGUUCCCCUCUGAUGGCAUUUGAUGAUUUGAUGGAGCGGGGUGGGAGGUGGGGAGGAGUUGAAUGGUUCUCAUCGUGACCAGAUGGCGCCAUGCGUGUGCAUCCCACAGACUGACGUUAUGUAAGCUCUGGCUGUUGCGAGAAAAUAUCUAUGUAGUAGUGAGGGUUUUAACACACGACUCCACUCCACCACUGCAACGGGUGCGGCACGUCACCACAAGCCUACACUGUGUGAUUGAAACGUACUGCUAAAAUAAGCCUAUUCAGUCAGAGAGUAGGCGAGGAUGGGUGGGGUAGAAUACUUUAGUCAACAAAUCCCUGACAAUUGGAUUAUAGGAUGAAUGCUUUUGUUAUUCUCUUGUCUCAUCUGUUUUCUCUUGUUUUUUCCUUUCAUCCCCUCCUCAUUUCUUUUUAUCCCUCUCUCACCUCUCUCAUAUCUCUCAUCUCUCUCACCUCUCUCAUCUCUCUCACCUCUCUCAAUUCUCUCACCUCUCUCACCUCUCUCACCUCUUUCACCUCUCUCACCUCUCUCAUCUCUCUCAAUUCUCUCACCUCUCUCACCUCUCUCAUUUCUCUCACCUCUCUCACUUCUCUCACCUCUCUCACCUACCUCACCUCUCUCACCUCUCUCACUUCUCUCACCUCUCUCACACACUCUCCCAUUUUCUCUCUAUUCCGUCCUCUUCUUUCUCUCUUUCCCACAUUGUUACAUCAUUUUCUUUCUCGCUUCUGUCUGACUCUCUCUCUCUCUCUCUCUCUCUCUCUCUCUCUCUCUCUCUCUCUCUCUCCCUUUCUUGGUCCCUACUUCCCUCCAUCGCUCUCCUCCAGGUGUUGCCAGUGAACCCAGAGGAGUCAUGGCAGGUGUACAGUUCUGCCCAGGACAGUGAGGGGAGGUGUGUGUGCACCGUGGUGGCACCGCAGCAGUCCAUGUGUUCACGAGACGCCCGCACCAAACAGCUGAGGCAACUGCUGGAAAAGGUAACUAUGGUGACAUAAUGUCCACAGCAACACCAAUGACCUGUCACGUCUUACCUCACAGAUUGUGGACUACAGGAAAAGGAGGACCGAGCACGCCCCCAUUCACAUUAACGGGGCUGUAGUGGAGCAGGUUGAGAGCUUCAAGUUUCCACAUCACCAACAAACUAUCAUGGUCCAAACACACCAAGACAGUCGUGAAGAGGGCACAACAAAGCCUAUUCCCCCUCAGGAGACUGAAAAGAUUUGGCAUGGGUCCUCAGAUCCUCAAAAAGUUCUACAGCUGCACCAUCGAAAGUAUCCUGACUGGUUGCAUCACUGCCUGGUAUUGCAACUGCUCGGCCUCCUACCGCAAUGCACUACAGAGGGUAGUGCGUACGGCCCAGUACAUCACUGGGGCCAAGCUUCCUGCCAUCCAGGACCUCUAUACCAGGUGGUUUCAGAGGAAGGCCCAAAGACUCCAGCCACCUUAGCCAUAGACUGUUCUCUCUGCUACCGCAUGGCAAGCGGUACCGGAGCGCCAAGUCUAGGUCCAAAUGGCUUCUUAACAGCUUCUACCCCCAAGCCAUAAGACUCCUGAACAGGUAAUCAAAUGGCUACCCGGACUAUUUGAUUUGACAUGGACAGCAGCCCCAGACAAGCCACUACGACAGCAGCACCCUGUCUCAACCUAUUCAUCGCCACAGACUCUGAGCCCAUACUAUAGAAACAUUCAUUAAAGUCAAUGUUUUGUGAUGGAUGAAUCCGUGGCCAUAUUGAGUGUAUGCAUACCCAUUUUCAUGUGUCACUGUUCCCCCCUGUGAUAGGUCCAGAACAUGACCCAGUCCAUCCAGGUGCUGGACCAGCGGACCCAGAGAGACCUGCAGUAUGUGGAGAAGAUGGAGGUGCAGCUGAGAGGUCUGGAGACCAAGUUCAGACAGGUGGAGGAGAACCACAAGCAGAACAUCGCCAAGCAAUACAAGGUACAGCCACAGUAGCAGCCCAGCAUACCUAAACCCACCCUGCUAGGGCUAUGGGGGCUAUCACCAUCACCAUCACCAUCACCAUCACCACUCAUCUAAUGCAACCACCAUCCACCAUGGAUGGGUUUAUGUGUGUGCCCACUGCCCACUCAGGAUAUGGUCCAGCAUCAGAUGAUAAACAACAACAUUCUCACUCAAAAGUUAUUCGAAAAAAUACUUAGGUGCUGGAUCCUCGCAGAUAAUCAAUGGAGAGCACUCAAAAAAUGCAAUUUCAAUACCUAUCUAUUAUCCAUGCAUGUUUAAUUACUGGUUAAUGAAUGAGUGUUGAGAUUGAACCAUUGGAGUGCUGCAUAUUUCUUUUUCAAUGGUUCAGCAUCACCAACCUCACCUAGAGUGUUUUCUAUGGUCUCUAGGAACAGCUCUCAGAGUUGAAUGUAUCAGGACUGUAUCAGAAUUAACUAAACACUCAGGACUUAAGACUUUUGAUAGGAAGGUUUUGGAUUCAAUAUCUAAAUAAACAGUCUUCUUCCUCCAUAACAACGUUUGCUUGUAACCGUUAUUACAACCGCAACUACCAUUUCCACUAAUACUAGUACUACUACUAAUAACACUAGUAACCAUAAUUCAUUCAGUUGUUUGAGCUGGAGGGAUACUGGACCAUUCAGUGGCCACAUGCAAAAACAAUAAUCAACCAGAUAUUAAUUAAUUGCUUGGCUCACCUUCCUUCCUCCCAUCCUCCUCCUCCUCCUCCCUCUCCUCCCUUUAAAAUGAUUAUCACCAAUGUCAAUUUAGGACCACACACAUUUUUUGAUUGCUUGAUUGCUUGAUUUCUUGAUUGAUUGGUUGAUUGAUUGAUUGAACUAAUCAAUGAGAGAGGGUAGUAGAUACACCAGUAAGUCACAGCUAACCUUUAAAACCACAGAAGAAGAAGGAGGUCAGAAGCUACAGGCACAUUGAUGUAAGUUUCCUGGCACUCAGACACUCCUCUCCAGUUACCUGGCUAAUGAUGACAGACUGAACUUCUGCAUGUAUUGUAGUCUCCUCAACAUUAACAGCAGUAUCAAUGACAAAACAACUAUUUCCACCCCCUGCAUCCCUGACUGAGUGUCUACAUGUCCAAUGCAUGCCCCCCACAUUCAUAUCAUGAGUGCAAAAUCAAAGCAUGCUUAACAUACUCUCUAAUCCAGUGUGUGUUUUUCUGUGUCUCUCAGAUAGGUUAGUAAGCUAGAUGUCAACAGUAUGUUAUGUUCUUGCUUGCAGGGCUAACUUUAGGACAUGUAAAGAGAGAAGAAGGGGCAGGUCAAUCCACAGUACUGCGAGAUUUACGAGCGUUCACGAUUUACCUUUAGCACCAUUAGUACUACUACUAAGAAAACCCACCUACCCCUUUCCCAAAUAACCAACCAGCCAACCCUACCUACCUGAAACCCCACCUACCCCUUUCCCAAAUAACCAACCAGCCAACCCUACCUACCUGAAACCCCACCUACCCCUUUCCCAAAUAACCAACCAACCAACCAACCAACCAACCAACCAACCAACCAACCAACCAGCCAGCCAACCCUACCUACCUACCUACCUACCUACCUACCUACCUACCUACCUACCUACCUACCUACCUACCUACCUACCUACCUACCUACCUACCUACCUACCUACCUACCUACCUACCUACCUACCUACCUACCUACCUACCUACCUACCUACCUACCUACCUACCUACGUACCUACCUACCUACCUACCUACCUACCUACCUACCUACCUACCUACCUACCUACCUACCUACCUACCUACCUACCUACCUACCUACAUUCUGUAGAAAGGGUUCUACGUUGAACCCAAAAGGGUUUUACCUGGAACCAAAAGGGUUCUAUCUGCAACCAAAAAUGGUUCUUCAAAGGGUUCUCUUAUGGGGACAACCGAAGAACCCUUUAAGGUUCUAGAUAGCACCUUUUUUUUUAAAGAGUGUACCUACCUACCUACCUACCUACCACUGAUCUUUUCCUGCAUGUUACUGGUAGAACAUUUCCAUCAAAAGGCUUUUUCAAAAGUAAAAAUUUAGUUGUUUCCAGUUAUUAUUAUUUUUAUUGUUCUUUUACUUUUGGUUUUUGUCUAUGCAUAUUUGGUUACUAAAGACUACUACGUACCUAUAAACAUUAGUGAUAAUAACAUCUGAAACCCUUUGUUGUGUGUGACAUGUAAAAGCAUGUAACUCUAUUGCAUUUUAAACGAUGAUGACCAAUAAAGAGCUUUCCCAAUUGUUUCCUGGUGUACUGAGGGCUUGUGUUUAACAUAACGGCUCGUCUGCAUCAUGACGGAGCCUCCGCUUGCUCGCCAAUACGGUGGAACACUCACUGGAUUUGUUUGCUCAGACACACACAAACACACUGUACACACACACACUAACACACAGGGCUGUUGUGUUACUUUGAGAGAAUGUCAGUGUAGGCAAGGCUAGAGUAGUCAGGGCCAGAUGGAUGCUUUCUUCUUUUAAAAAAAACUUUUUGGGAGUCUUUUCUUUUUUGUCUCCAGGCAUGACACUGAACCCAGCUUAUUUCAAUCCUUUCAGGCCAUAAAAUCGAAAAUGGAGGAGCUUAGGCCGUUGAUACCAGUGUUGGAGGAGUACAAAGCCGAUGCCAAAUUGGUAUUGCAGUUUAAGGAGGAGGUCCAGAAUCUGACGUCAGUUCUAAGCGAGCUCCAGGAAGAGAUGGGAGCCUAUGACUACGAGGAACUCCACAACAGAGUGUCAGGUCUUGAGGAGAGACUCCGAGCAUGCAUGCAAAAAUUAGGUAGGCUGAGAAAGUUUCUGACUCACACUAUCACACACACACACUCUCUCACACACACACACACACACACACACUCUCUCUCUCUCACACACACACACACACUCACACACACUUGUCCACAUUGUUCAUGGAUAACUUCUGUAUGGUGUUAGACUAGAGUGAAAGCUUCAGGCACAUGUACUACACGCCUCAGAAACAUUCUACAUCAAGGUACACUGUAUACACACAUGAAACAUCUGAAAAGAAACACACCAUCCUUCUCUCAACACACUGGAACACACCUUAGCUUCUUUCCAGAUGUCAUGAGCAGACAUACUAUUACACAGCCUAUCAGUUAAAUAUGUAUUACAUGUAUGUCUCACAAUUGUUUCAAACACCUGUUUCUCAAUAUUCUAUAGGCCGCCCUUUGUUUAAUCCCAUUUUACACUGAGAAAAAAAAUAUUAUCCCAUAUUUUUGCCUGUCUCUGUUUAGCCAAUUAGCCAAUGUGGCAAGGGUGAAUUUGCUCAUUGAACACAUACCAGUGGAGGCUGCUGAGGGGAGGAAGGCUCAUAAUAAUGGCUGGAACGGAGUAAAUGGAAUGGCAUCAAACAUAUGGAAACCAUGUGUUUGAUGUUUUUGAUACCAUUCCACUAUUCCGCUCCAGCCACUACGACAAGCCCGUCCUCCCCAAUUAAGGUGCCACCAGCCGCCUGUGACACAUACGUAGGUGAGUUGUAUGUACAAUCUGUAACCAAUCUGAGGUAUAAUUCUUUGUCACCCUCUCAACUCUAUUUAACCAUCUCAUCUCAGUCUACAACAUCCUAGUGAUUUAUUACAGUGUUAAUAAAUGCACUGCACACCUACGGUGUAGUCUUACAAGGCUGUCUAGUGGCUGUUGGUGGAAAACACUUCUCAGAGCUGUAGUAGGGUUUGCAUUUCAAUAGCCUGCUGAAUUACUCUGCUAUGAAUGCAGUGACACGCACACUGUCUGACCUAUAAACACACACACAAACAGAAAUUCACACACACACACACACAAUUCUGCCAUCAGUCAAACACAGCUGGAGAGCAUGGUAAGUAGUCUCUCCCCCCCUCUCUCUCUCUCAUUCAUAAACAUAUUCUAACACAUGCUAAACACACAUAGAAAUUGCUAUCUGCAACACACAUUCUGCCUCUCCCUCAUUACCUCUUUCAUAUUCCCCAUCUCUCCCCCUCUAUGUGACUUGAUGACCUCCUCAUCCCUACCAGUACAUGAUUAGUCCUGGACCAGUAGUGGUAGAGUCCUCACUAACAGGUUGUGUCCCAAAUAGCACCUUAUUCCCUAUAUAGUGCACUACCUUUAACCAGAGCCCUGAGGGCCCUGGUCAAAAGUAGUGCACUAUAUUGGGAAUAGGGUGCCAUUUGGGACGCAGCCCCAGAUCAAGCCACAUGCGCAGCCUCUGAUCUGUGUAGAGUUCUGUGAGGAUUAAGUGAAACAGACUGCAGGAGACAGUUCACAGAGAUUAGAGAUCAGAUAAGAUAAAGGAGAGGUCAGAGGUCACUCAGCAGGAGACAGUUCACAUAGUUUAGAGAUCAGAUCAGAUAAAGGAGAGGUCAGAGGUCACUCAGCAGGAGACAGUUCACAGAGUUUAGAGAUCAGAUCAGAUAAAGGAGGAUCAGGCUGUUCCUUCUCUAAUGUGUCUACAUUCACACUAAGAUCAGGCUGUUCCCUCUCUAAUGUGUCCACAUUCACACUAGGAUCAGGCUGUUCCCUCUCUAAUGGUUCCACAUUCACACUAGGAUCAGGCUGUUCCCUCUUUAAUGUGUCCACAUUCAUUCACUGAUUCCAUAAUCCUCAAAUCAUCAUUCCAUUCCAGAAUGACUGACUGAUGGUUUUGGGGUUAGAUUUCCCCGUAGUCUAGCGCUGGUUGGCUGGAACCAUAUUCAGGCCAAUAGGAGAUUAGAUUAGACCUCAUGUGCAUCUUUCGCUCUCCCCGAGGUCCAGACGACCAUAAUCCAAAGAUAGGAACAUGGUGAUUAGAGGAAAUAAAUAAAUAAACACAAAUUAUUACUAUAGUCUGUAAUCCCACGGAGGUAUUAUGUAAGGGGCUGAUAGUAGUGGUGUUUGUUUGCUCAUGUGAUGUUGUGUUUGUCUCGCUGCUGCGGCUGCUGAGGUCUCAUAAUCACAGCUAUACACAUGUAAGGGCAUGAAUGAAUACACAUACCCAGGAGCACACACCCACAUGCAGGGAACAUGCACACACAGACACACACACACACACACGCGCGCACACACACACAAACACUCACACUCAAACACACACACAGGGACGUGCUUGAUAUAUUUAAUUUAAUUUAAUACAUAUCAAAAGUGUGCUAAACACACAAAUGAUCUAGUUUUAACUUCCGAAACGUUCAAAAUGUGGGAAAAUAAUACCGUGUGGUAGAAAGAGUGAAGACAGAUAGACAUGAGAGAAAGAGUGAGGGUAAAAGUGACAGGAAAAGAAGAAUCAGAAAUCUAAUCUGGAUUCUAUGACUCCUUCCCAUAAUUGCAUUUCACAACCACAUUAGUGCCAGAGAGGGAAUGAGAGAAAGAGGGAGAAUCGCAUAGAGAGCGAGAGAAGCAUAGAGAGAAAGAGAGAGAGUAUAAUGGGGGACGGGACUGGAGCUGUUUGUUCGUUAGUUGACAUUAAGAUUUAACAACAGGAACGAGGUUGUUCCCCAUCUGUUCAUAAUGAUAAACCCAUUAAUCAAACUACCUGGCUGUCAUCAGGGAACGAGGCGCAGCCAAGCGUUCAGCGCUAGAUAUGUCAACUUCACAUCAACACCUCAAUCAAGCCUAAUUAACGAUAUGCUCAGCUCAAACAGCAUAGAACAAGUAGCAGCAGCAUGAGCACAAUGGAUCCUACAUAACUGGAACAACAAUUACAUCUCUCUCCCUCCAUCUCUCCGCAUUUCUCCCCAUCUCUCUCUCUCUCUCGCUCCCCAUUUCUCUCCCUCCCUCCCUCUCUCUCUCUCUCUCUCUCUCUCUCUCUCUAUCUCUCUCCAUCGCUCAGACACAAACAUAAUGCACAGAAUACCAAAGACCAUUACCUUUAUUCUCUGAGGAUGACAGACAGAUGGAGGCCUAGACAUGGACACACACAACAAUAUAGACAUUCUAUUGUUCUUUUGUGAAUGAAGGCUAAGAGUGAAUGUUUUGUAAAUGAUGUUAUUGUGUGUAAGUACAAGAUUAUUUCUUUAUUACAGCAUACUAGCCAAUAUGAAUCAUACAAAUGCAGUGUUGAAUCUAUGAGAAUUAUAUGUUGUAUCUAUGAGAGGUAUUUCUAUGUUGGUUAUUCCUUUUCAGCAUGUGGGAAGUUGACGGGCAUCAGCGAACCUGUCACCAUCAAGACGUCUGGAUCCCGGUUUGGAUCCUGGAUGACUGACCCUGCAGCACCGGAAGGAGAUACCAGGGUAUACACACACACACACACACUUCAGCCGUCCAUCAACAUGGAGAAAAUACAAUUACCCCUCUUUAAAGCUCCAAAAGCGUGUGAAGCCCAGCUACAUUAAGGUAAUGAUUUCCUUACCUCGGUAGCGUCUAAAGCCCAGCUACAUUAAGGUAAUGAUUUCCUGACCUUGGCACUGUGUUUCACUGCUGUAGCUACUGGAAGAUCACACUAGCUGCUUCACAUUACACUGCAUCCCAAAUGGUACCCUAUUCCUAUAUUGUGCACUACUUUUGACCAUGUCCCAUAGGGCUCUGAUCAAAAGUUGUGCACUAUGUAGGGAAUAGGGUGCCCUUUGUGAUGCACACUAUCUCACUCAGAUGACAUGACUAAUGGCACUCAGUUGAAGAGGCCAGGCUGUUAAGAGCCCUGACACACCCAUAAUAGAGUUGACUCUUCAGAGUCUGACCUUAAUAGAAGCUUUGAUUAAUGUUCAUGUGUUUACUCUGUCUGUCUGUCUGUCUGUCUGUCUGUCUGUCUGUCUGUCUGUCUGUCUGUCUGUCUGUCUGUCUGUCUGUCUGUCUGUCUGUCUGUCUGUCUGUCUGUCUGUCUGUCUGUCUGUCUGUCUGUCUGUCUGUCUGUCUGUCUGUCUGUCUGUCUGUCUGUCUGUCUGUCUGUCUGUCUGUCUGUCUGUCUGUCUGUCUGUCCGUCCGUCCGUCCGUCCGUCCGUCCUUUGUACUAAAUGGCCAUGUCUGAGUUAGCUCUCCUGGGCUGGGCAUAUGUUGGAGGAAUAGACAGACCUAGCUUUCAUUACUAAAUCACAUUAAAAUGCAAAUGCAGAGAAUAAAUGUGUGGUUUACACCUGAGCCCUGACAGCUAGGUUGUUAAUGAAGGGAGGGUGUCAGCCAAGAUGUUUAUAUGACUUUAAAACAUACACAUGUGCAGAUCUGGGGUUUAGAGGUUAUAGCACAAAUACAUUAAGCUCACGCAGACAUAAACAUACAUGACUGUCAUAGUCAUAAUAACAUCUGUACAUCGAUGGAAAACUGUACAUGUUACAUAUGUGGGUAUCCCUGCUAUUGUUCUAUACUUGUGGUUUCUCUGUGUAACGCGCUGCUUGUGAGUUACAAGGUAGUGUGAGAGUCUUGCACUCACAAAAGUUUUAAAAGAAUAGAGACAUUUCAAAUGUUAUAUUAUUGGCUGUGUACAGUGUUGUAACAAUGUGCAAGUAGUUGAAGUAUGAAAGGGAAAAUAAAUAAACAGAUAAAUAUAGGUUGUAUUUACAAUGUUGUUUGGGCUCCACUGGUUGCCCUUUUCUCAUGGCAAUGGGCCACAAAUCUUGCUGCUGUGAUUGCACACAGUGGUAUUUCGCCUAACAGAUAUGGGAGUUUAUCAAUGUUUGAUUUGUUUUCAAUUCUUUGUGGGUCUGUGUGAUCUGUGGGAAAUAUGUGUCUCUAAUGUGGUCAUACAUUUGGCAGGAGGUUAGGAGGUGUAGCUCAGUUUCCACCUCAUUUUGUGGGCAGUGUGCACAAAGCCUGUCUUCUCUUGAGAGCCAGGUCUGCCUAUGGCGGCCUCUCUCAAUAGCAAGGCUAUGCUCACUGAGUCUGUACAUAGUCAAGGAUUUUCUUAAUUUGGAGUCAGUCACAGUGGUCAGUUAUUCUGCCACUGUGUACUCUCUGUUUAGGGCCAGAUAGCAUUCCAAUUUGCUCUGUUUCUUGGUUGAUUAUUUCCAGUGUGUCAAAUAGUUAACUUUUUGCUUUCUCAUAAUUUGGUUGGAACUAAAUGUGUUUCUGUCCUGGGGCUCUGUGAGGUCUGUUUGUGUGGGGUCUCUCUCUCUCUCUCUCUCUCUCUCUCUCUCUCUCUCUCUCUCUCUCUCUCUCUCUCUCUCUCUCUCUCUCUCUCUCUCUCGCUCUCUCUCUCGCUCUCUCUCUCUCUCUCUCUCUAAGUAAGAGGAGAACAUUAAAGUUUGGUGAUGGUGUUUCCUGGACCCCUAAGGCCCUUACAUCCGGGCUUUCAAAGAUGAAUUAGCCAAUAAAAUUGUCUGGAGAGGGGAUGGGAAAGUUGAGGUGUGUCAGAGCUUGGAGGGAUGAAGGAGGGAGGGAUGGAGGAUGGAGGAGGGAGGGAUAGAGGAAAUGGAGGAAGUGGUCUAGGCAGGCGCCCCGGAAACUUCCUUAAAGCCCCAACCAAAGCCACAGGCGAAAAAAAUACGAACCUUUUAUCCAGAAUGAUCCUCAUUAUCCCUGUGCGGCUGGGCUCAUCCCCAACCCCGGCCUGCCUCCACCUGCAGCUUCCUGUCAUUCCUGACUGUUUGUAUUCUGAAGCAGCAGGCUGGAUCUCAGCUUGGUCUGCUCUGUCAGGAGGCAGGAACACCGCUCCCCGCUCUGCUCUGAGUCAAGCAUCCGAUUUAAUUAGGCUUUCUGUUGACAGCGUGAUUUGAUUUACAGUGUGAAAUGAUGCGUGAUAUAUAAAUCUUCUAUCUACAUAAUGGUGCAUUGAGGAGUUUGAUAGGAGGGUUUUAACAGGACUGCAGGGUGCGUUUUAUCUUGUUUGUAUUAUAAAGUUGCUUCUGACUCUGUGUUAAUGUUUCCUCUCUUCUCUCUACUCGUCUGUAUCUCCAUCUGUUAGGUUUGGUACAUGGACGGUUACCACAACAACCGCUUCGUGCGGGAGUACAAGUCCAUGGCGGACUUCAUGACGACGGACAAUUUCACGUCUCACCGCCUCCCCCACCCGUGGUCCGGGACAGGUCAGGUGGUCUACAACGGCUCCAUUUACUUCAACAAAUUCCAGAGCCACAUCAUCAUCAAGUUCGACUUCAAGACCUCCGCCAUCAGCAAGGCACGCCAGCUGGACAACGCCGGCUUCAACAACAUGUAUCACUAUGCCUGGGGCGGCCACUCCGACAUCGACCUCAUGGUGGACGAGGGCGGUCUCUGGGCCGUCUAUGCCACCAAUCAGAACGCUGGAAACAUCGUCAUCAGCAAGCUGAACCCCAGCACGCUUCAGAUCAUCAAGAGCUGGACUACCAACCACCCCAAGAGGAGCGCCGGCGAAGCCUUCAUGAUCUGUGGUACUCUCUAUGUUACCAACGGUUACUCUGGAGGGACUAAGGUGUACUAUGCCUACAGCACUAACUCCUCCACAUACGAGUACAUAGACAUCGCCUUCCAGAACAAGUACUCCCAUAUCUCCAUGCUUGACUACAACCCUCGGGACCGUGCUCUCUAUGCAUGGAACAACGGACACCAGGUUCUGUACAACGUCACACUGUUCCACGUCAUCAGCUCACAGGAAUUGUAA